Molecule: messenger RNA, 1548 nt
Organism: Oryza sativa Japonica Group (Japanese rice)
Lineage: Eukaryota; Viridiplantae; Streptophyta; Magnoliopsida; Poales; Poaceae
Product: amidase 1-like
Source: RefSeq, a predicted model, not a curated record
CGAGGUGACGCGGCAGAGAGAGACAGAGAGAGCUCGAGCUCGACAUGGCGAUGGCGGGUGGAGGACGAGGAGACUACGGCGCCUUCAUGGAGAGGUUCGUGCUGCCGCCGCCGCCAUCGCAGCAACUCCCUCUCCACGGCCUCACCUUCGCCAUCAAGGACAUCUUCGACAUCGCCGGCCGCGUCACCGGGUUCGGCAACCCGGACUGGGCGAGGACCCACGCGCCCGCCGCCGCCACCUCCCCCGUCGUCCUCGCCGCGCUCGCCGCCGGCGCCACCAGCCUCGGCACCACCAUCAUGGACGAGAUGGCCUACAGCAUCAAUGGGGAGAACACGCACUACGGCACGCCGACCAACCCUUGCGCGCCUGGGAGAGUCCCCGGAGGAUCCUCCAGUGGUUCAGCUGUCGCCGUCGCCGCCAACCUCGUCGACUUCUCCCUCGGCACCGACACCGGCGGCAGCGUCAGGGUGCCUGCUGCCUACUGCGGCAUCUUUGGACUCCGCCCUUCCCAUGGGUUGGUUUCUGCAGAGAAUGUCAUCCCCAUGGCGCAAAUGUUUGAUACUGUUGGGUGGUUUUCCAGAGAUUUAUCUACGUUGUCUCGUGUAACCAAAGUGCUGUUGCCACUCCCUGAUGACAUUGUCAAGCAACCUACUCAAGUCACAAUUCCUAUGGACUGUUUCCAGAUCUUAGGCUCUCUCGACGACCGCACCUAUCAAAUCAUCAAUGCUUCGGUAGCAAAGAGAUUUGAUAGUCAGAUAUUAGACAAUAGGAACCUUGGAGAUUUCAUCUCUGAUAAUGUUCCAAGCAUAGGAAAGUUCAUCACUGACUUCUCUGAAAGCGAACUCCCUUCUGUGCCAGCUCUAUCCGUCAUUUCACAUGUCAUGCGAGGCCUUCAAAGGUCUCAGUUCAAAGCAAACCAUGCAGAGUGGGUCAACACUGUAAAACCUAACCUAGGCCCUGGAUUACGGGAGAGAAUACUGGAGGCCAUUGCAUCUGGGGAUAAUGAAUCCCUGGAGGAUUUCCAAGCUAUAAGGGCUGAAUUCAAGUCUGCACUUGCUGCUCUUCUGAAGGAUCAUGGAAUCCUUGCAAUCCCUACAGUUCCUGGGCCUCCACCCAAGGUGGGCAUGGAAGCUGCUCCUCUGGAAAAUUUCCGAGCAAGAGCAUUUUCACUUCUCUCCAUCGCUGGAUUAUCCGGGUUUUGCCAGGUGAGUAUUCCGCUGGGCAUGCGCAAUGGUCUUCCUGUGUCAGUUUCGCUCGUGGCGCGACAUGGUGCAGACCAUUUCCUCCUCAAUGUGGUUGAGGAGCUGUAUCAGACACUCAUAGACGAAGCCACUAAAACUUGGUCCUCCUGAAUCCUGCCCUAUUUCAUCUGUAUAUGCCUAAUACACAGUCAAAACACAUUUCAUAUGGAAAUGGAGUGAUACUGAUACAGAUACUACAGUAGACUGCCCAUGUAAUUAACAUUUGCAUAUGCAUGGAUGUUUGCACUGCACAGACAAAGUUCUUUGGGAUAAAACUUGUGCUUUACCAAUGAGGUUGAUUGUUUUA